AUGGAUCACAUUGAGAACUUCGAAGACCUGGCCAGCAGCAUCAAAGCCGAUGGCGUGAGCAUGGACUACCUUCUCUGCAAGCUUUUCCCUUACUCUCUUGCUGGGGAUGCAGCUUACUGGCUAAAGCAGUUGCAACCAGGAUCUUUGACAAACUGGGAGGAUACUAAGAAAGCCUUUCUGAACAAUUUCUAUGAUGAUGCAAUGUCUGAGGAGGCAAGGAACAACAUCUCUACAUUUCGUCAAGGACCUACUGAAGCGUUCAAGGCGGCUUGGGUUCGAUUCAGAGGCAUUGAUUGGCAGUAUCAGAUGGCUCUCGAUGCUGCGAGCAAUGGGAAUUUCAACACCAGGUAUCCACAUCAGGCUUACCAACUUAUUGAGAACUUGGCAUCUAGCAAUAGUACCAAGAAUGCUGAUUUAGAGAGGAAGAAGCUAGGUGGAAACAUGGAUAGAAGUCAAAUUGCUGAGGUUAAGGCUAAGUUAGAUUCUGUGCAUGGCCUUCUUGUGGGAAAGAAAUCAGUUCAAUUUGCUGCUGAGGUUGAAAGUGUGGAUGAAGAAGAUGUUAAUUUCAUCAAUGGAGCUGGGUUUCAAGGACAGAGAUGGGCCAAUCAACAAGGAUAUAAUUCCUCUUAUCAUAAGCCUUAUGGUUCUUCUUCUUACCAGAAACCUCCUGAACAAGACAAUGAGAUGAAGUCAAUGCUUAAGCAACUUCUAGAAGGUCAGCAAAACAUGACUGUGAGCUUUAAUGGAAGGAUGGAUGCCAUGUACCAAGACUUGAAUGGGAAAUUUGAAGCUUUGAGCACACAUGUGAAGAAGUUGGAUGUUCAAGUUGCUCAAAGUGCUGAGUCUAUCAAAAGACAAGAGGGUUUUCUUCCUGGAAAGACCAAUAUCAAUCCCAAACAUUCAUGUCAUGCUAUUAUGGUGGAAACUGGAGCCAAUUUCGUGGAUUUUGAGAAGACUGCAACUGAUUUUCGCACUGCAGAAGUUGUCGGGCGACACCACUGA
Microthlaspi erraticum is the source of this 1002-nucleotide messenger RNA. NCBI's taxonomy places the organism in Eukaryota, Viridiplantae, Streptophyta, Magnoliopsida, Brassicales, Brassicaceae. The record is from the annotation of a GenBank genome assembly.